Molecule: messenger RNA, 1398 nt
Organism: Lodderomyces orthopsilosis Co 90-125
Lineage: Eukaryota; Fungi; Ascomycota; Pichiomycetes; Serinales; Debaryomycetaceae
Gene: WSC1
Product: Wsc1p
Exons: 1
Coding region: 1-1398 (465 amino acids)
Source: RefSeq, a predicted model, not a curated record
AUGAUACAUUCGUUAUUACUGAAUCUUCUUCACCACCACCAUCACCACUCUUAUAUCAUUGUCACACUACUUUUAAUAUCUCAACUCACCCACGUUAAUGCUGCUUGGUACCCUUCUGCCAAACUGGUUGGUUGUUAUUCACAAAUAUCCAAUGGUGAUUCCCAGGGAGAUUACCAAUUUCAAUCCUCAGGUUAUUGUUCAGCUGUAGGAUGUCCCAACAGUCAAUAUAUUGCCAUAAAAGAUAAAGAAUGCAUAUGUUUAUCAAGUUUACCUUCUAGUUCAUAUAAGGAAGAUAGUUCAAGUUGUAAUAUUGCUUGUCCUGGUUAUGAUUCUGAAAUGUGUGGUGGAUCUAAUGAUUAUUCAAUAUUUGUUGGUAAAGGUAAUGAUGGGGAUGAUGAUUCAUCAUCUUCAUCGGCUGAUUCUUCUGCUUCUUCUGCCACCGAAGGUGGUAACAACAAUGCCGCAUCAUCAUCAACCAAUAGUCAACAAUCUUCUUCAACUGCAAAUGAUAAUAGUGCUAGUUCAGAUGAUAGCAAUUCUUCCAAUGCAGCUGCUACAAUUUCAGCUAUAACUACACAAACAACCACCACCAACAUCAAUCCUGGCUCAACUGUAGUCACCAGCACUGUUAGUUCCAGCGAUGAUAAUGGAGGUGUAGUCUACAGAACAAUCACUCAAAGUGCAUCAACCAAGACCUCAUCUUCACAAUCACAAUCUACUCAUCCAUCAUCAGCAACCUCAUCCGAGUCAAUUGCAAAGACAGAAUCUUCCACUACAUCUGGUUCUACAUCUAGCUCCACAUCUUCAAGUGAUACCAAAGAAUCAAACUCAAACUCAGAUUCAAGUGGAGGUAACAAAUCUUCAGUUGGCGCCAUUGCUGGUGGAGUAGUUGGAGGUGUUGUCGGAGCAAUACUUUUAGCAGGUAUUGCAAUUUUCUUUAUCAGGAAACGGAGAUCUCAAGAUGACUAUGAUGAUGAUUAUGAUGAAGAAGGAUUUUAUAAUGAAAAACCGGUCACUGGAGGUGGCCUUGGAGGUGGUGCCGGAGUUGGAGUUGGAGGCUCAAUCUCACGCACAGUUGGAUCACACAAGGGGUCAAGAAAGAAUAAUAAACAAAAACCACAUUCACCUUUGGAUAUGCCAAUGGCUAAUCCAUUCCAACAUCCAGAUGAUGAUUUAGUACUGAAUAAUACAUCAACUACAACCACAGGAAAUCCAAGUAUACGACAGUAUCAAAUGAAUGGUAUGGGAAACAAUGCAAAUAAUGCAGAAUUUAUUGAUCCAAGAUUAAAUCCAGUAAUGAUGGGUAGGAAACGAUUAUCUGAUGGAUCAUUGGCUGAUGAAGCAGCUGCCGAUUAUACUCGGAAGGUUCUACAAGUGGCAAACCCCGAUGAGAGUUGA